Molecule: messenger RNA, 1320 nt
Organism: Passer montanus (Eurasian tree sparrow)
Lineage: Eukaryota; Metazoa; Chordata; Aves; Passeriformes; Passeridae
Product: 2-epi-5-epi-valiolone synthase-like
Exons: 4
Coding region: 1-1320 (439 amino acids)
Biological process (GO): antibiotic biosynthetic process
Molecular function (GO): 3-dehydroquinate synthase activity
Source: RefSeq, a predicted model, not a curated record
AUGCAAAGGUCAAACCAGGAAUACAGUGAUUUCAAACCAUGUUUUCUGUUCCUUGCCAGAGGUGAAUGCAUCUCCGAAGGUGGGAUUUCCUGGAUCGUUGAAGCUCCCAUCUAUUUUUGCUACAAAGUGGUAGAAACAUACAACAUCCUGGAACCCUCUAACACCACUCUGCUCUGGGGCCACAUCACUGACCCCCAGCAGACAGAGCUGGGCACGGCCAGCAAGAGGAAACUGCGGCGCUUCAUCGUCAUAGACGAAGUCGUCGACAAACUUUACGGCUCCAAAGUCAGAGAAUACUUCGAGCAGAACAACGUCCAGCACAAAAUCCUCGCCCUGCCGACCACUGAGGAGACAAAAUCCAUGGACUUGGUGCUGAACAUCUUGCACGAGGUCCAGAGCUUCAGCCUGGACCGGCGGACGGAGCCCAUCAUCGCCAUCGGCGGGGGCGUGUGCCUGGACAUCGUCGGCCUCGCUGCGUCGCUCUACAGGAGACGCACCCCCUACAUUCGGGUCCCCACCACCCUCCUCUCCUACGUGGAUGCCAGCGUGGGGGCCAAGAACGGGGUGAACUUUCUGCAGUGUAAGAACAAGCUCGGGGGCUACACGCCACCCGUGGCGAGUUUCCUGGACAGAUCCUUCCUGCAGAGCAUCCCUCGGCGACACAUCUCCAACGGCCUCGGGGAAAUUUUAAAGAUGGCCCUCAUGAAACACAAAGGGCUGUUUGACCUGCUCAAGAACCAUGGAAAAUACCUACUGGAUACUAAGUUCCAGUCUUGCAACAGCUUUGUUCACCAAGGAGAUGCUGCACUGCAGACUACCAGGAUUGCCAUUGAGACCAUGCUGGAAGAGCUGGCUCCCAACCUCUGGGAGGAUGACCUGGACAGACUGGUUGAUUUUGGCCACCUUAUUAGCCCAGAGCUAGAAAUGAGGGUUCUGCCGUCGCUGAUGCACGGGGAAGCUGUGAACGUCGACAUGGCAUUCAUGACGUACGUGGCCCACGCGCGCGGGCUGCUGGGCGCCGAGGAGAAGGAGCAGAUCCUGCAGUGCAUGCGGGGCCUGGAGCUGCCGGUGUGGCACGGCGGCUGCAGCUGGGCCCUCAUCCAGAGAGCCCUGCGGGAGCGCCUCAAGCACAGCGGGGGACAGCUGAGGAUGCCCCUGCCCACCGGCCUCGGCGUGGCAGACAUAUUCAAUGACACCAGUGAAGAGACCCUGGAAAGAGCAUACAAGCUGUGGGUCAAGGACUGCAAGAUGGGGCUGGAAGAAGAGCUGCAAGCCCAAGAUGAUGGUCCUGCCCCAAGCCUGAGCUGUGUGCCACUGUAA